AUGAGGGAGACCCCAAGAAGGCUGCGAGUUUACCUCCUGCGCCAGCUGGCAGUGCUGCUCCGCCUGGAGGAGCCCUCCCAGGAGAUCUCCAUCCUGGCUUUCCUCGUGGAGCUUGUGGAUUGCCCGGACCUUUGCGAAGACAAUGCUCAUAUCCUGCUGCUCCUUGCGAGGUAUCUGGAGCGUGGCAGCCAGGUGAUACGUGGACUGGUGCUCAGAGGCCUCAUCCUGCUAUGCGACAGGCCGCAGACGGUAAGAGAAAUGCGCUUCCUGCUGCCACUCAUCAUGGAGCAACUGCGGGAUGCGGACAGCGACAUCAGCACUAAGGCCCUGGUGGUGCUGCGACACGUGGUGCACGUCAUGGGCGAGGAGACGGUGGCCAGCAUUGCUCCGCAGCUGUCCGCGGAGCUCCUGCUGCUCUUUGAUGCCGACGCUGUCCAGGUGCGAGUGCUCUCCACGCGGCUCUUCAGAGAUGUGCUGGCGAUUGUGCUGGGCACCAAAGACCAGCAGCUGCAGAAGCAAGUGCGCAGCAGCCUGCUGCCACUGCUCUUCCACAUGGAGGACGAGAGCUGCAGCGUGCGCCAGGCCUCUCGGGAAGCCCUCCUUCGCGCUGCCAACUUCCUCAAGUGGAAGCAGCUCAGGCAGCUGGUUGAGACAGCGCAGACGUGGAGGAUCGGCGAGUGCCUGCUGGUGAGGGCCAGAAGAGCAGAAGAGUACCUGCACCAGAGCCUGACAUACUUGGAGAGCCCACAGGAGUCCUUGCGAGAGGCAGCCGUGAGGUUCACUGGGCUUGUCGGGCAGCACCUGAGGGGCCGGAGCAAGGAGAAGCUGGAGGACAUCUACAGGGCGCCUUGA
Messenger RNA from Dromaius novaehollandiae (emu), 852 nucleotides. RefSeq names its product maestro heat-like repeat-containing protein family member 7. Bases 1 to 852 code for a protein of 283 amino acids. Lineage: Eukaryota; Metazoa; Chordata; Aves; Casuariiformes; Dromaiidae. The record is from RefSeq and is a predicted model, not a curated record. Gene Ontology annotation, cellular component: cytoplasm. The transcript has 8 exons.